Messenger RNA from Malus domestica (apple), 810 nucleotides. RefSeq lists its product as uncharacterized. The record is from RefSeq and is a predicted model, not a curated record. Lineage: Eukaryota; Viridiplantae; Streptophyta; Magnoliopsida; Rosales; Rosaceae.
GAAGUUGCAUCGGGUCAGCACUAAAGAGUCCCGAAGAGUAGCAGCAUAAUGCGAUACGAUAUCAGUCUCAGUAAGAAACUCAGCAAUCCAAACUCCCGACCCAAAUAUGGCGUUGCGGAGCCUCACGCUGCCUCUGCCCGCCGUAAUCCCGCCAUUACCAACACCUUCUUCUUCUUCUCCUCCUUCUCCAUAUCCUUCUUUCUGGUGUAGUUUCAGACAGAACCAGUAUAAACGUUAUCCCGUUUGCUCUAUCACUCUCCGCCCAAAACCCCUAACCUUUCUCAAUCGUCAGACGCAAAGCCCUGUCGUUCGGAUGGCUCCCGAGGAGGAAAAGCUGACCCGUCGCUCCCCUCUCGAUUUCCCCAUUGAAUGGGAACGGCCGAAACCUGCUAGGAGACCAGAUAUAUUUCCCCAGUUUAGCCCAAUGAAAACACCUUUACCGCCUCCACUGCCAGCAGAUCCUCCUGAAGAAGACGAAGAAGAGGAAGAAAAGAAAGAGGAGGAAGAAGGGGAUGAAGAUGCAGACAAGGAAACCCCAGAAGACCCAGGGCAGCAGUAGAUAUGCAUCAAACCAGAGUUUGUGGGGCAUAUUUCACAUGUAUGUGGUACUGCCUUGCGCGUGUCAAAGCUUUGCCAAGUAGCGAGUGCAUCUGCUGAAGGAUGAAUAGAUAGAGUUGAAGUAAUUUUUUUGGGAAUAAUACUGGAACGUAACGCUUGUUGCUACUUAGAUAUAUAUAAAUAGCAAUGCCUUUUUGUUAAGCAAAUCAAAAUCUUGGUUAAUCAGAGUUGCGGGAUUUUUGCGUUGUUUCA